AUGGCUGACCGCGCAGACAAUGACUCGGAAGGUCCGGUAAUGCGCAACGGGCCCAUUCAGCAGGUAGAUAAUUUGGCUACCAAGGCAGUGGACCAAUCCGACAAAUUGCAGCAGAAAUUCAAAAAGCAGGACAGUUCCAAGUCACAAAAAAAAGAGCCUGCUGGCGGUUAUGAUGCGACACCAAUUCCUCAACUACCACCAGGCUACACCAUCAAGAUCACUUUCCACAAGGCAGAAAACCUCCCUUUCGCCGACUUUGGCACCUUUUCCUCCGAUCCCUAUAUCCUUGCCGCUUUGAAGACCGAUCUUCCACGCCGGCAUAAACAAGACCCAGAAUUGCGACUGCGCACUCCGACAAUCCAUCGGAAUACCAAUCCAGAAUGGAACGUUGAAUGGGUAAUUGCUAAUGUGCCCUCCUCGGGCUUCUUUCUGAAGUGCCGGCUGUACGAUGAAGAUCCGAGCGACCACGAUGACCGUCUGGGCAAUGCUCAUAUCACUGUCAACCAUAUUGAUGAGAACUAUAAAGGCUUUUCGCAGCAGAAAUUUGCCAUCAAGAAGAGAAUGGCUAGCAAAAGAGCAUACACUUUUCGUGGAUGUGCUGCGCUGCUUUCCAAGCGCGUGAAAAUGGGAGGCGAUCUGAUCGUCAGUGUUGAGAACUUGGGAAGGACAAAAGACGAAAGCGGCGGUCGUGCAUAUACCAUUGCUCCUCUCCCGUGGAGUCAACACUAUUCUCCACUCAUUGGAAGACUUGCAGGUACCAAGGAUACUGAGCACGAUAAAGACGGCAAGGAAGUUCAGAAAUACAACUUCCAGUCAAUCCAGAUGCAACUACCUGGUCCUGUUCCUGGCGACCUUUAUCACCGCUAUGUGGAAUUCAAGCCCUUUGUAGCAGGAAUGUUUCAGGGCAAAUCCAUCCGUGGUCGACUGUUAAAUCGAGCUCUUCAUCACCAGCAUGCUCGAAUAUACAACUACGAUAAGAGCACCAAAUACGGAGGCUUUCGAGAACCAGGGCUCGAUCUGACCAAGAAAUUCCUCGAAUUCGUCCGAUACGAUCAAGGCGGCCGAAUCUUCACUUACGUCCUUACGCUGGACGCUCAGCUCCGAUUCACCGAGACUGGCAAAGAAUUCGGCAUUGAUCUCCUCAGCAAACACACGAUGCACAGCGACGUCAGUAUAUACAUAGCGUUUAGCGGCGAGUUUUUCAUUCGGCGCCUGAAGCGACCUCACAUGCUCAAGCAUGACAGUGGUCCUGAUCCGUUCGAACACGCGUAUCCGCCAGCUCCUGAUCCAGGCGCAGAGAUGGAGGAAGAAGAGAAAGAAGAGAAAGACAGCAACGGCUGUCGCAUUCGACCCAGCAGCAAAAAGAGCGACAAGAGCAAGACAAACGGACAAACGGUGCCCAAAGAAGAAUCCUCAAGCACAAGAUCCACAAGCUCUCGCGAAGCCCAGCCGCAGCCGCCAUCCGAACCAUCCAAAGAUCCAUCCCACUACGAAUUAAUCAUCGACAACGACAGUGGCACAUACCGACCCAACGCGGAGAAACUCUCCGUACUGCGCAAAUACCUGAUCUCGGCGCUGCCGGGCCUGAAAGUCGUGACGCUCGACUGCCAGGCCGACGAGGAGAAGAUGAAGAAGCUCAAGGGCGAGCAGCGCGAGCGCAAGAAGUCCGCCGGCAAGCAGAUCACAUACCUGCAGAACAGCUCCAUGAGCAGCAUCUCCAGCAGCGACGAGGAGGAGCUGUCGGCGCGUGCAAAUGGCCAGGCUCACCGCGAGAGCAGGCAUAAGCGUGAGAUGCACAAGUAUCUGGGCCAUGGGCGGGAUGAUCACCAUUACCCGGAUGAUGAGCAGGAUACGGCACAGAAUGAUGUCGCUGUGGGGAAUCCGAGUGUCACUCAUGACACGCCCGCGCGCGACUUGAAUGAAAAGACAGACCUCAACGAUACUGUGCCGCAACGUGGGGACGAGACCGCACACGUUACGAACCAUGACCCUAUCCAGGAGAAAUAA
This is a messenger RNA of Exophiala bonariae, 2007 nucleotides long. RefSeq lists its product as uncharacterized. The record is from RefSeq and is a predicted model, not a curated record. Bases 1 to 2007 code for a protein of 668 amino acids. Gene Ontology annotation, biological process: positive regulation of gene expression. NCBI's taxonomy places the organism in Eukaryota, Fungi, Ascomycota, Eurotiomycetes, Chaetothyriales, Herpotrichiellaceae. The transcript is spliced from 2 exons.